AUGACAGUACUAUUUUCCAUUCUUAGCCAAAGGGACUCAGUUCCAGCUAAGAACGCCGAUAUGCCUGUCACAGGGAAUGAAGCAACAGAAAGUAAAAAUAAGGUCUCCUUUAAAGUUCUGGAGUUUAGGUCUUCAAACACAGCUUUUGCACUGGCAGGUGAGAAAGCUUUCAUAUUCCGUGUUAGGUUUGACCGAGGUGUAAAAGUCAAGAUCGAUAAAGGUUAUCAUAAUGAUGUGUCUCUUCUUCACCAUGCUGUUAAUGAGCAAAGCAAUGCGUUUUUCCUGUCCUUCCUUUUGAGAUCCCUCAUAGCAAAUGUUGAAGGAAGCUGUGUAAUUGAAGUACCCAGAGCACAUCGAACAUUACCGACUUCAGCGACACAACCUGGUGAAAAACGGCAAUCUGAACAGCGGUCUAACACCACCACCAAUAUUAUGAAGGACAGACAUUUACCUCUCUCAGUUCUGGAGGCUGAAAGUCGAGACCGGAUUGCUUACUGUGUGCCCGACUCUACAGUGAAACUGAUCCUUACAAAAAUCUCUUUGAACAGAAGCAACAAUGAAGACAAUGCCAUGCAACCCAAUGUGGUAGCACCCAGUCCCCUGCUUGGAGCACCCUCCCAGGUUCUGAGAGGGGUGCAAGGAGGGGACUCCAUGAUGGACAGCCCAGAGAUGAUCGCCAUGCAGCAGCUUUCCUCACGUGUUUGCCUGCCCGGUGUGCCUUACCACCCCCGACAGCCUGCUCCCCCACAUUUACCUGGCCCUUUUCCACAGGGAGCUCACUCAGCAUCAGUUAGUGUGUCAGCCCCCAAGCCUGCCUUGGGGAACCCUGGGAGGACACAGGAUAACAGUGAAAUAGAAGAGCCUGGAAAUGACCGAGCAGAUCCCUUACCUGAGCUUGAGGAGCCACCAAGCGUUGGUGCCUCAGAGGGGGUAUACCUCAAACAACUACCUCACACUACACCGCCCUUACCAACCAACUGUACCAGGCAGAGUUCACCACAAGAAAGGGAAGCAGAGGGCCCAGAGCUCAAAAAUGACUCCUCAGCAUCUGAAAACAACUGUCAGGCAACAAAGGGCAAAAAUACCUGGCCCUCGGAGAGUGGCUACAUCAGCCCAGCAGCCCAGGGCUGUAUGAGGGACCUCUCCACUCUGGCAAAUAGAGGAGCUCUGCCUGAAAAUGGAGUGGUGGUUGAAGUACCCACUAGUGGAUCAGAAGGGAAGGGCCUUGGUGGUAGUGGUACAGAAAAGCCACUCUGCCCCAGAGGUAAAACAUUGCAGGAAACCAUUUCGUGUUCAGGACAGAACCCAGCUACACCUCCCAAAGCAGACCCCAAUUUGAUGGAAAGCACUGUCAGUCAGUUUUCUCCCUUGUACAUGCCUGGCCUGGAAUACCCAAAUUCAGCUACACAUUAUCACAUCAGUUCAGGCCUACAAGGUCUUGGCCCUGUGAUAGAAAGUAAACCCUCAAUAUCACAUGUUCAGCAUUUUUCCCCGAGGGGCUUUCAUUCUAACAGCCCUCAUUCUGGAGUCUUUCCCCGUUAUCGCCCCCACCAAGGAAUGAGAUAUUCCUACCAGCCACCACCUCAGCCUUCCUACCAUCACUAUCAGCGGACUCCUUAUUACACAUGUCCACAGGGCUUUUCUGAUUGGCAGAGACACCUUCAUCCCCCAGGAAGCCCAAGUGGGCUCCCACCUAGCCAGCCUCCCCCUCCACGA
Messenger RNA from Myotis davidii, 1716 nucleotides. RefSeq names its product cat eye syndrome critical region protein 2-like. Gene Ontology annotation, biological process: chromatin remodeling. The record is from RefSeq and is a predicted model, not a curated record. NCBI's taxonomy places the organism in Eukaryota, Metazoa, Chordata, Mammalia, Chiroptera, Vespertilionidae. Gene Ontology annotation, cellular component: CERF complex.